AUGACUCCUAGUAUCACUUCAAGCGCAACCCAGUCAUACCCUCCAAGGAUGACAGUGGCCGAGAAGAAAGAAGCGAGCGAAUUGAGAAAGACUCUCAAGCCCUUGAUGGAAAAGAAAAGGCGCGCGCGCAUCAACGAGAGCCUGGACCACCUGAAGACUCUCAUCCUCCCUCUAAUCGGAAAAGAUAAUUCACGGUACUCCAAAUUCGAGAAAGCUGAUAUUCUCGAGAUGACCGUACGGUUCCUUAGAGACAUAUCCACUGCUCCUGUAAAAAGUUCAUCUGACAGUUACAAAGAGGGGUACAAGGCCUGUCUCCAGCGCGUCUCUACCCUGCUCCCCAAAACCAACCUCCUCGACAAAGACACCUGCCUGCGCGUGGACCAGUACAUCCAGCAGGCCAUGUCAGCGGCGGACACCCCCGCCUGUCACAACUGCUGCGCCCAGAACUCCCGCGCGUUUCCGCCGAACCAGAGAGUCCCGAGUUUCAAGGCCAGCGGCAGUCCCAGAACCGAAACCCACCCCAGCAACAACUCUCGACCACGCCAGCCAGCGCCACCCGCCCUCAGCGCCAAUAUGUGGCGGCCGUGGUAG
Conger conger (European conger) is the source of this 591-nucleotide messenger RNA. RefSeq names its product hes family bHLH transcription factor 2, tandem duplicate 1 (gene hes2.1). Gene Ontology annotation, cellular component: nucleus. Gene Ontology annotation, molecular function: RNA polymerase II cis-regulatory region sequence-specific DNA binding; DNA-binding transcription factor activity, RNA polymerase II-specific; protein dimerization activity. The coding region runs from base 1 to 591 and encodes 196 amino acids. The transcript has 4 exons. Gene Ontology annotation, biological process: regulation of neurogenesis; regulation of transcription by RNA polymerase II; anterior/posterior pattern specification. Lineage: Eukaryota; Metazoa; Chordata; Actinopteri; Anguilliformes; Congridae. The record is from RefSeq and is a predicted model, not a curated record.